AUGUCUAACAUAACAGAUGCCCAGAGAUGUAUGAAAUGCUCUAAAUAUGAAAAGUCAAAUACUGGAAGAACCAGCUGCAUCCCAAGGGAUAUAAAUUAUCUUUCCUAUGGAGACCAACUGGGCGCUACUUUCUCCUCCAUCUCUGUAACAUUCUCCAUCUCUUGUGCUGUAAUCCUGGGAAUCUUUAUAAAGUACCGCGAGACUCCUAUAGUGAGAGCCAACAACCGAUAUCUCAGCUGUCUCCUCCUCAUCUCUCUCAUGUUGUGUUUCCUCUGCACUUUAUUAUUCAUUGGGCGCCCAACUCAGAUAUGUUGUCUCCUCCGACAAGUAACAUUUGGGAUUGUAUUUACUAUUUCUGUUUCUUCUGUGUUGGCUAAAACUCUCACAGUUAUUAUUGCCUUCAAUGCCACAAAGCCUGGGAGCAAGCUGAAGAAGUAUGUAGGAACCCAACUGGCCAUCAUAUUAGUCAUUGUAUGUUCUUUAGUUGAGAUUGUCAUCUCUGCUGUAUGGUUGGCCUUUAAUCCUCCAUUUCCAGAGGCUGAUACUCUCUCUGACCCAGACUAUAUUAUUCUGCUGUGCAAUGAAUGUUCAGACUUUUUCUUCUUCUGUAUAAUUGGAUAUAUAGGAACGUUGGCCCUACUAAGUUUCAUUGCUGCAUUUCUAGCCAAGGAUUUCCCUGACCGAUUUAAUGAGGCUAAAAACAUCACUUUCAGUAUGUUGGGGUUCUGUAGCGUGUGGGGGGCAUUUGUCCCUGCAUACCUGAGCAGUAAGGGCAGUAGAAUGGUGGCAGUUGAGAUAUUUGCCAUCUUAUCCUCCAGUGCUGGGUUAUUGGGCUGUAUAUUCAUUCCCAAGUGCUAUAUCAUAUUUCUAAGGCCUGAACUGAACACAAAAGACCCCAUUGUUAGAAAAUGAUAGAAUUAUUUAAGGAAAAGAGGCUGAGGAGAGUCUUUUGUCCCUGGAUAAGAAAACAGAUAUGAUAAGAUAAUGGGAAUGAGGAAUGGGGAGGAGCCUGUUUGGACACUGACCUCCUUCAGCACAGGACACAGUGGAACAAUGCUAGUAUUUGGUAACCAUACAAGUAAAGAUAUUAUGCCUCAAGACAUUUUAAUCCAUUGUGUCAGAUGCAUCAUGCAGAAAUGUAUUUAUUAAUGCUGUGUAUAUUAUGCCUUAUUGAAUAA
Xenopus tropicalis (tropical clawed frog) is the source of this 1178-nucleotide messenger RNA. Its product is annotated as vomeronasal type-2 receptor 26-like. Gene Ontology annotation, biological process: G protein-coupled receptor signaling pathway. Gene Ontology annotation, cellular component: membrane; plasma membrane. Gene Ontology annotation, molecular function: G protein-coupled receptor activity. The record is from RefSeq and is a predicted model, not a curated record. Lineage: Eukaryota; Metazoa; Chordata; Amphibia; Anura; Pipidae. The coding region runs from base 1 to 912 and encodes 303 amino acids. The transcript is spliced from 2 exons.